This is a messenger RNA of Dibothriocephalus latus, 423 nucleotides long. NCBI's taxonomy places the organism in Eukaryota, Metazoa, Platyhelminthes, Cestoda, Diphyllobothriidea, Diphyllobothriidae. The record is from the annotation of a GenBank genome assembly.
AUCUUCCAAAUCAUCCAGUUCACGAUUUCUAUCCUCGCUCUGGCCUAUCUUCAAGCCCUGAUUGCCUACUACACUGGGAAGCCAAUCAUUCGGGAUUGUGAGAGAAUCGAGGAGGCGGAGGAGGAAGAGGAAGAGGGGCCUGAAAACGGGGACCAAGAGGACGUCUGGGAAGUGCCCCGCAUUGUGGUCUGUCCACCCUCCACCGAUGAGUUGUCCAUCUUCUGCGAACCAGCGGCACCGGCGUGGAAUCAGACACGGAGCUCUGUGAUGGCCGGCACAGAAACCGAAGACAUGAAGGGAGCACUGGAUAGUAAGUUGAUUCCUUAUGCGAGGUACCAGCCUCCUGUAACUGCUUGGGUAUCCAUAUCUGCUGGAGACAGUGGAAUCAUUAGCAGGCCUUGUGUUCGCAGAAAUUGGUGGUGA